AUGUCUUCCAACGACUUCCCGUCCUCGUUACACCAUGAGUACCCGCCAAGAGCGGAUCUGCGCCAGAUGAUGGCUCAGCAGCCAAUUCCUACGAUCCCUCCCGGCACGAUAGAUCCAGAUUCCAUGGCUGGCGAUGAGCCGGUGAAGCAGGCGCGCGCUGUUUUGGACCGCCUGAACGCUGCACUGGCGGACGACGAUCCCAUCGCCCUCGAGAGUUGUUUCUUUGCCGGUCAGGCAUAUUGGAAGGAUCAGCUGGCGCUCACCUACCACCUACGCACGUUCAGCGGCCCUAACGUAAUUGCGGCCAGCUUACUAGAAACGAAGAGCUUGAGGGAAGUUGAAGAGGGAAUUGCUAUCGAUGGAGGCGCUGUCUUCCUCCCAGCCACGCCGACGCUUCAAUUCAUCGACUGUGGGAUCAUUUUCCGAACUCGAUCACCUGGCGCGACGUGCAAAGGGAAGGUGGUUCUACUUCCUGUCAAAGCCCGUCAUGAGACAAUUGAGUGGAAAAUUUGGGUGCUAAGUACCUUCCUCGAGAGUUUGGACUUGCAGAAAGAGGACGAGGCAUUGCUCCACUCUCCUGGAAGGCAGCUGGCUGGCCUUCCAAUAUUUGACACAGAUGUCUUUAUUAUUGGAGGCGGAAACGCCGCUGUCACUGUGGCGGCACGUCUCAAAGCAUUAGGUGUAGAGAGCGUCAUGGCCGAGCGUAAUCCCCGACCUGGCGAUAACUGGGCUCUUCGCUAUGAUUGCAUGCGGUUCCACAUUCCAACAUCAUUCUGUGACUUGCCCUACAUGUCUUAUGAGGAGGAACUUCGAGCUCCACACCUCCUGACUAGAGAUGAGCUGGCUUCGCAGGUCCAGCGCUAUGUCGAAGCCUUUAAUCUAAACAUCAUCACCUCCGCGCAGAUCCUGUCAACCAGAUAUGACCCAUCGGCCAAGCUUUGGGAGGUCCAGCUCAAGACCCCUGCCGGCCAACACACAGCCCACUCUAAACAUCUCGUGCUUGCGACCGGCAUCUCGUCGCAGGAGCCCUAUCUGCCAAAGGUGGCGGACGAUAAUCUAUACCAAGGAACCACUCUCCAUUCGGCUCAGUAUCGGAAUGCAAAGCAGUUAGCAGAGACGGGUGCCAAGUCUGUUCUAGUAAUUGGAUCUGCCAACACUGCUUUCGACGUUCUGGAAGACUGCCAUGCCGCCGGUCUCCGGACAACAAUGGUCGUUCGAUCACCAACUUACAUUGUCCCAGUCGACUAUCUCUGCGACAAGCACAGUCUCGGCGCAUAUGAUAUGGGUGUCGAGAUAGCGGAUCGACUUUUCCUGACACUACCGUCGUAUGUAGACGCCCAGCUCGCUCGCGGCAUAAUGACGCAGUUCGCAACGCAGGAACCGCAUCGCUACGACGCUCUCGCAGCCGCCGGCUUCCCGGUUAUUGACAGUCGCAACCCGGACAUGGCAUUGAUGCAUAACUUGCUGGAGCGAGCGGGUGGGCACUACGUGGAUGUAGGUGGUACCAAGCUGCUAGCGGACGGUAGAGCGAGUGUGAAAGCCGGAGUCGAGCCCAUCGCCUACACACCGACUGGACUACGAUUCUCGGACGGGAGCUCCGCCGAUGCCGAUGCAGUGGUGUGGUGCACAGGAUUUGCCGACAAGAACGUGCGCGACACUGCCAUCCGAAUCUUGGGUGGACACUCGUCCAGUAAUGAGACCGAUAAUGAACCUACGCACAUGCUUGGCCCUCAUGAAAUCGCUGAUCGUCUUGACGGGACGUGGGGUAUUGAUGCCGAGGGCGAGAUACGUGGAUUGUGGAGGCGUCAAUCGCGCCUUGACAAUCUCUGGGUCGCGGGUGGCUAUACGCAACAGCACCGGUGGCACUCGCGGACAAUAGCCCUGCAGAUCAAGGCGUCAUUGGAAGGUGUACUGCCUCCAGCAUAUAGGGACACGCCAAAUCCUGUGCGAGAAAGUGCUCAUAAAUGUACUCUCCUGUAG
Messenger RNA from Aspergillus caelatus, 1980 nucleotides. RefSeq names its product flavin-containing monooxygenase. Gene Ontology annotation, molecular function: flavin adenine dinucleotide binding; monooxygenase activity. NCBI's taxonomy places the organism in Eukaryota, Fungi, Ascomycota, Eurotiomycetes, Eurotiales, Aspergillaceae. The record is from RefSeq and is a predicted model, not a curated record. The transcript has 6 exons. Bases 1 to 1980 code for a protein of 659 amino acids.